AUGGCUUCAUCCUCUGCACAAGUUAUUGGUUCAGUUCCUAGCUCUGACAUUCCUUCUACCUCUGAUCAAGCCUUUCCUCUUGCUGCUACUGGAUCUGAAAUUGCCUCAAUUCACGCAAGACUUGAUUCUAUUCAGAGGCAACUUGAUCAAGAAGAUGUUCUCAACAAGAAGGUGCAGGACAUGUUUACUACCAUCCUCAAAAUGAAGAAAUCUAGGCAGCGUUUGACAGCACCAACGCCUUUACCAACUGAAACCGACAAUCCUCCAACUGCUACACAGCCAUCCAAUGCCACUCCAGCUGAAGGAGGUGCUUCUGGUGGAGGUCAGCCUUCUACUCAACAGAAGCAAACAUCUACUGCUGAAGCUACGAUAACUGAUCCCGCUCCUAAAAGUAAAAAGAAGCGAAGACAAAAUGCUAGUUACUCUCGGAAGUCUUCUUCUAUAUGGGAUCACUUCACCCAUGUACCUGAUAUUGAGGUUGAUGAGACGACCGCAGCUUGUAAUUAUUGUGGUAAGAGGUAUUUAGCUGAUUCUAGGCUUCAUGGUACAUCAAACUUGUGGGCUCAUUUGAAAGUUUGUGUUAAGUAUGCAUAUGCAAUCAGUCAUGAUUCUAGCCAAACAGUCCUUGCAUUUACCCCUGGUAUGACUAGUGAGUUGACAGCUGCAAGCCUUAGAUAUGAUGCGGAAACAUGUAGGAAAGCUGUGCCCAUGUUUGUCAUCUUAGACGAACACCCUUUUAGUGUAGUUGAGGGUAUUGGUUUCAAAUUACUCAUUAACAAAAUUCAGCCCCAAAUGACUGUCCCUUCUAGAUUUACUAUGACUAGGGAUUGUUACCAACUCUACCUUGAUGAAAAAGUGAGGUUGAGAGGAUUUUUGAAAUCUAAUUGCAAUAGGGUGACACUCACAACUGAUUGCUGGACAUCAAUCCAAAACCUCAGUUAUCUAACUCUCACUGCACAUUUUAUAGAUAAUGAAUGGAGGUAUCAAAAAAGAAUUAUAAGUUUUUCUGUUGUCCCGAACCAUAAAGGUGAAACCAUAGGUAGACAUGUGGAAGAGAUUUUGAGGGAAUGGGGGUUGAGGAAUGUUUUUACUCUCAUAGUUGAUAAUGCAUCAUCCAAUGAUAGGGCUAUAGAACAUUUGAUAAAGAGAGUGAGGACUAUGAGUGGUUUGGUGUUAGAUGGAGAGUUUUUUCACAUGAGAUGUUGUGCCCAUAUCCUCAACCUAGUUGUCAAUGAUGGUUUGAAGGACUUGAAUAGGUCCAUUGAUAAUAUUCGCAAUCCUGUUAGGUUUGUGAGGUCCUCACCCAAUAGACUUGCCAAAUUCAAAGAGUGCAUUGAGUUUUCAAAUAUAACUUCUAAGAAAUUAGUAUGUCUUGAUGUUCCUACUAGAUGGAACUCGACAUAUAUGAUGUUGGAUGCAACUGAAAGGUUUCAGCCAGCAUUUGAGAAGAUGGAAUUUGAGGAGUUAAGUUAUGUCGAAUACUUUGGGACUGUUGGGCCACCUACUGCUGAGGACUGGGAGAGUUCAAGGGUGUUUGUAAAAUUUUUAAAGAUUUUUUAUGAUGCUACCAAAAUCUUUUCAGCAUCAACACAUGUGAGCAUGCAUUCUGCAUUUCAUCAAUUGGCUUUGAUCCACAUGGAGCUGAAAAAGUGUUGUAACAGUUCAAACUCUUCUUUUAGAAAAAUGGGUGUGGAGAUGAAGCUGAAAUAUGAUAAGUAUUGGGGUAAUAUUAAGUCAAUUAAUAAACUCCUUUACUUUGGUGUAAUUUUUGACCCUCGAUACAAGUUCAGUUAUGUCGAAUGGUCCUUUCUACAAAUGUAUGGUGAAAACCCAACAUUCCUAAAUGAAAUGUCAACUAGUGUGAAGGAUGAUCUUACUAGAAUGUACAACUGGUAUGCUUCAGCCCAUGAGGAACGGAACAGAUCUGUGCAAUCAUCUCAUGCCCCUUUGGAGGGGAGUGGACAAGGUGCAUCAUGUACUCCGGUUGAAUGUUCAUCAUUUUUAGAACGGGCAGUUGCUUUUAAGAAGCAUUUAAAGGAGAAAAGUUCAAUUGAUAGAAAAACUGAGCUUGAGACAUACUUAAGUGAAGCUAAUGUUGAAGGAAAUGACAAAUUUGACUUGCUACUAUGGUGGAAGCAAAAUUCUGGUAGGUUCCCUAUACUUUCUUCCAUGGUGCGAGAUGUCCUUGCAACCCCUGUUUCAACCGUGGCAUCGGAGAGUGCAUUUAGCACUGGUGGUAGUGUGUUGGAGCCCUUUAGAAGCUCCCUUAGCCCAAAAAUUGCAGAGGGUCUGAUUUGUGCCCAGAACUGGUUGAAGCCUUCUCUUUACCAAUUCAAAGAUCAAGACCUUGAUGAGGAGUGGGAGCUUAAUGAUGAGAUUGUAGCAGGAUUUGGUUGGGUUAUUGUGUGUGCUGAUCAUAGACAUGCUGAAGAGGGAAUCCUACAUGAUUUCAGUUUUCAUUCUUUAUGGAUAUUUCAAUUAAGAUACAAUCCAGUUUAUGUUUAUGUGAAUGUUAUUAUUGACUAUGGUUAUUGA
Messenger RNA from Lotus japonicus, 2535 nucleotides. Its product is annotated as zinc finger BED domain-containing protein RICESLEEPER 2-like. The transcript is spliced from 4 exons. The record is from RefSeq and is a predicted model, not a curated record. Lineage: Eukaryota; Viridiplantae; Streptophyta; Magnoliopsida; Fabales; Fabaceae. Gene Ontology annotation, molecular function: protein dimerization activity; DNA binding. The coding region runs from base 1 to 2535 and encodes 844 amino acids.